UGCCCUACAACAGUCUCCGCAAAGGAUCACAACCAACCAGUACUACCAAUGCGUCUGUCCCACCUCGUCCUUCUAGGCGCUGUUGCGAUCUCUCUUCUCACAGAAGCUAGUCUCGCGGCUGAAGCCCCUCGUCUCGGGUCGGAUAUCUCGUCUAUGACGGUUGUUUCUCGCGGUGCGGACCAAGGCGUGAACAUCGACAAGCGAAUGUUGCGCUACCACAGUAACAACAAGCGUGAUGGUGAAGAGGACGAAGAAGAAAGGGGAAUCCCCAGUGGUGCGGACCUCGCUCACCUGGCGGGCUUGGCUAAAACGAACAAGGCCGACUCUCUUGGGACGAAGCUUACGGAUUUUUUCAAUGGUAUGGUUAAAGGUGGUGUCAACCCUUCCAACAUCCACAAAACGGAGUUAUCGGGUGCAGACUACGACAAACUCCGUAAACGGUUUGGAACGUGGUACAGACACUACAAGGACAUUGAGUAGAGCACUCGUGAUCGACAGCAAGUCUUUUUUUGCAAGACCGCGUUUGCCAGCUUGUAGCGAUCUAAUACAACAGUUACUUGACCGUAACCUAACGAAGACGGUCAGUGCUUCGCCGUAAGACCGUCGUAUUUACGCGUGGUCAAGAACAAAAAUCGAAUUCUCAGAUUUAACACAUGACUGGAGAGGUUGUUUCUAACAAUAGAAUUCUU
Phytophthora nicotianae INRA-310 is the source of this 689-nucleotide messenger RNA. RefSeq lists its product as hypothetical. The transcript has a single exon. The coding region runs from base 49 to 480 and encodes 143 amino acids. The record is from RefSeq and is a predicted model, not a curated record. Lineage: Eukaryota; Oomycota; Peronosporomycetes; Peronosporales; Peronosporaceae.